AACGUUGUGGGAUCGACAAACGGUGAAUAACUACUGUAUCGACAAAGAACCUUCGGACUGGAAAGAAACAAUUUUCUAUAGACAUGGAAAUUUACGACGAUGACGACGUUGAUCGACGUAUCCGCCCACAGCAGGUACGAAAAACGGAAUUGAAAUUGACAAAUGGUGAUGAUGAAACAAAUGAUACCAAGAUGAACAAACGGCGACGAUUGAGUAAGAAAGAACGGAAAGAUAGAAAAAAUCUGCAGAAGAAAAAUAAAAUGGAAGUCAAGAGUCUCCAAACUAAUGGUCAUGAUAAUAAUCAAGAGGAUGUCGAAGGGGAAGAAGAGCGAAUUCGUGUUGAAUGUAUGGAAACAUAUAGUCCCAUCGAUAUCCCGGAAGAGCCACCGAUGGAACUCGCAUCGCAAGGUGAAAAAAGCAAAGUGAACAACGACAAGAAAAUUGCAAAUGACGAAGGAGAAUGUCGAACUCUCGGAAAGUGGUUUCCGAAUGCGAUUCUUAUUAAAUCAAUUAGCUACACAAAUACUGGUCAAUUCAUUACAAAUAAGAACUGCCAGAAAGAAAACAGACAAAUGAAAGCAAACGAAGAAGACUUGAUCGUGGAUAAUCCUAGAUCGUCUCUUGUUCUUUUUUAUCAGUACACAACAAAUGAUGGCAGUAGUGACGUCACUAACAACGAACGGAACAAAAAGUGGGAUCGUCGACAACUCCAGCUACUAAUUACGUACUUGUCUACCAUUGCUCAUCGUCGGAAUUUAGGCGGACGUAUCCGAGUCGCCACAGAAGGUGUGAAUGCGACCAUAUCUGCUGUCGAUACCACUGAAUGUACCGCGAAAGCUGCUUUACGUCACUUUGCGGAAGAUCUCCGUCGAUUUGGUAAGUAUCUGUUUUGAAUUAAAAACUAUUGUGAUCUUUAUCGGUUAUCCUUGAAAUUCACCAAUGAAUGCCUUUCCAUCCUUAGACCCGAGGGUUUUUUCACAUACAGAUUUCAAAUACCUUGGUACGUAUCUGUGUUGAACGAAACUGAUUAUUGGUGCUUGCACGAUGGAGACUAACCUUUAGGUUCGUUUAACCUCCACAAUAAUCGCGUAACAGACGAUUUACCUGCUGACCGACAAUUUAAGGAAUUCAAAAUUUUCCCUGUCCAGGAAUUGGUUUUUUAUGACAUCGGUGAGACGGACGCACCACUUGAUAGUGACAAGUUAGUGAAAAAAUAUGGAAACAACUCGAACAGUGAAUCGGAAGUUAGCGGUGGUGGAAUACACUUGGAUGCUAGUUCUUUCCACGAAAUGCUGCAAAAAGACAACACAGUUGUUAUCGAUGUUCGGAACAAUUACGAAACUAUUUUAGGCCGGUUCGACGGACAGCAGCGCCAAAAGGAGGGACCCACUGAAAAAAUAGACUCACGAGGCUGUUCUUCUUCAGGUACAAAUGGCGGUGCAGAAUACAUCGAUCCAAAAAUGCGCAAAUCUACCGAUUUCAAAUCCUGGCUUGCCAAACCUACGACCCAAGAAAAACUAGGGAACAAGACCGUCUUGAUGUACUGUACUGGUGGAAUCCGUUGCGAACGAGCCAGCGCAUACUUGCGAUCAGAAAUGAAGGACAAAGUUAAAGGGGUAUACCAACUAAAGGGAGGUAUCGAGCGGUAUUUAAAGCAAUUUAAAGACGGUGGAUUCUGGCGUGGGAAAAAUUUUGUCUUCGACAAACGCGAGGCUGUUGGCGUCGACAACCCACAUGGAGAUGGAGGAAUUCUCCGGAAAGUAGAAAGAAGACAGCGGAAAAUGCACGAAAAGAAGACUGAAGGCUCACCUCUCACCGCCAAGUGCUGCGUAUGCGGUGACUCCUGGGAUCGCUACGUCGGAAAAAAAAAAUGUUUAACGUGUGGUGUACCAGUAUUGAUGUGUGAAAAGUGCAUGUCACUGAAACCGGAUAAAACUCCUGGAAUGGAAUUGAAAGUCCGCUGUCCCCUUUGCGUGGAGGAAGGAGUCACCGUGCUUGCGAAAGAAUUAGUAUUUACCGCCAACGGUAUCAAAAACAAAAUUGUAUCUUCGGCGAAAGCAGCGAUAUCGGGGAAUAGUGUUGAAAAAGUUUCUGGUGAUUACCGCAACAAAUGCGAGAUCGUCGAUAAAGAAUACGAAUCGAAAAAAAAUCUUGGCGGAACUGGAAAAGCUGCAGAUUCCGUUUUAAAAUGGGGUGGGGGGCAUGCUAUCAACAAGAAGAAACUCAAGAAGAUGAAACGUCGAGUUUGCCAAUUUGGAGCCGAGUGUGUUCGAAAAGACUGUUUCUUUUAUCAUCCUCAACGAGAAUCAAGUUUUAAGGCAACGACUGAAGGGAAGAAGUAAUUUUUUUCUUUUGGAAGCAUCUUCCAUUGCACACUUCAAAGUGGAUUCUUCAAACAUAUGAACUUUUYGCUUCGAAGGCAUGCAGUUGGCAUCGAUAGACUUUCUAUGUGGCUACCGAUAGACACAGCAAUAGAUCACGUUCUCCAUAGGACUACACUACAUUCUACGUUGAAUAAACAGUAUCGUUAUCA
Pseudo-nitzschia multistriata is the source of this 2533-nucleotide messenger RNA. The record is from the annotation of a GenBank genome assembly. NCBI's taxonomy places the organism in Eukaryota, Bacillariophyta, Bacillariophyceae, Bacillariales, Bacillariaceae.